This is a messenger RNA of Schistocerca gregaria, 2098 nucleotides long. Its product is annotated as 1,5-anhydro-D-fructose reductase-like. The record is from RefSeq and is a predicted model, not a curated record. NCBI's taxonomy places the organism in Eukaryota, Metazoa, Arthropoda, Insecta, Orthoptera, Acrididae. Bases 842 to 1921 code for a protein of 359 amino acids. Gene Ontology annotation, cellular component: cytosol. The transcript is spliced from 8 exons. Gene Ontology annotation, molecular function: aldose reductase (NADPH) activity.
AGUUGUUUCUAUUUGUCGGAAUGGAAGACACUGAAUUUCGUUUUUUUAUAGAUUCCUUAUGCUACACUAUUUCCUGCCUUUAAUUAUUCUAUUUAUUUAUUUAUUCGUGUUCCAUUGAUCCAGUAGACAAAAGAAGUGUACGGGUAUGGAACGAGCCAAGUUUGAUAAUUUUUGUAAUAUAUAGGCUACUGUAAGGGACAUGCAUUGAAUUUGUAUUUGAUUAUUUUCAUAUUCAUAUGAUACGCACUUUGCGGUUGGUAGGACGAUUUAAUGUCCCGAACUUGCGUAACCUUGCCAACACAGAAAUCGAAACAUUACGGUAUCAUCACUGAUGGACGGAUCCGAUCUAUAAACGAAAAGACACAUUGCUUUCCAUGAUAAUAUGAACUCAUUAGAUAAUUUUGUAUAAAAUAGUGUCACGAAUUCGAAAUUUUCCAAGUACUUUUUACAUUCCAAGUAACUGUUUUAUUAUUCAGCUGAAAUAUACAGACAUUUUCUUUGCUUCUGUAGCUGGUUGCCAUUCCUGACUAUCAUUUGUGACAGUGCUCCCGGGAACAGUUCCAGCGAAAUUUAACACAAAUUAUCUGAUGGCUAAACAAAGACAUAACGCAUUUCGGCAACAUUGUUAUCUUAGCAAAAACGAAAUUUAAGUAACCCGCGUAUUCCGCAACGUACAGGCGCUUGAGGCAGGUCACCCGAAAUCGAUUCGCCGAGCGCUCACCUAGCGCCACCGACGCAGAGGAAAAAAACCCGAAGGUUCUGAAAAUAGCUAACCGUUGUGUGGUGCGCAAACUAGAUGUUGUCGUAGCUGGGGUGCAGUUGGACUUUCUUAAAUUUAACCAUGGGAUCUGUAGUUUUACGAACUGGACAGCGAAUGCCCUUGGUUGGCUUGGGAACGUGGCAGGCUGCUCCUGAAGAAGUUGAACGGGCUGUCGAGGCUGCUCUCGAAGCCGGCUACCGGCUUUUCGACACUGCAUUUAACUACAACAAUGAGGAAGCUAUUGGUAAUACGUUAAAACGAUGGAUAGAGGCCGGAAAAGUUAAAAGGGAAGACUUGUUUAUUGUGACUAAGCUGCCACACAUUGGUAAUCGUGCUAGUGAUGUACCAAAGUACCUUGAUAAAUCAUUGAAACGAUUGCAGCUGAGCUAUAUUGAUCUUUAUUUAGUGCAUAUGCCUUUUGGCUUUAUUCCUGAUGCUACUGGUGAUGUCCCUGCUAUAAAUGCAGAUGGAAGUUUUGUACUGGACCUUAAAACAGAUCAUAAUGCAGUAUGGAAGGCCAUGGAAGAACAAGUUGAUGCUGGUAAAACCAAAGCUAUAGGAAUAUCAAAUUUCAACAUCUCUCAGAUGGAACGUUUGAUUGUAAAUUCUCGUAUCCAUCCAGCUAAUCUUCAGGUGGAAAUGCACGCAUACUUGCAACAAAAAGAGUUAAGAAUAUUUUGUGAAACAAAUGGAAUUGUGGUCACAGCAUAUUCACCACUGGGAUCACCAGGAGCUAAGCAACAUUGGCAGAAGAAAUAUAAUUACAGCCCAGAAAAUUUUCCUGAUCUUCUGGGUCACCCAGCAGUGCAGCAAAUAGCAGAUGCACAUGAAAGGACACCUGCCCAGGUUCUCUUGAGGCACCUUGUGCAACAACACAUAGUUGUCAUACCAAAGAGUACCAGUCCAGAGCGAAUAAAGCAGAACUUUAAGAUAUUCGAUUUUGAGUUAACACCAGAAGAGAUGGAAAUAUUAAACAACUUGGACCAUGGAGAACAAGGACGUAUUUUGGAUUUUGGCUUCUUCAAAGGGGUUGAAAACCAUCCUGAGUAUCCCUUCAAGGGAACAAAGAAAGAUACUCAUAAUGCUGUCAACAAUGUUUUCUCAUCAGAAGAAAAACAGGUGGCUAAGCCACUUAAUGCCCUCUGUGUGCAAAAUGUUUGAGAAAUUUAGUACAACUCAUCACAGUGGAUCAUAACAGGACAGGCAUUCGAGAACACUCUCUCAGGGUAUUUAUAUGAUUAGAUAAAUCAAGAAAUAUAUAGAUGGCAUAAAAAUUGUUGAGAAAUGAAUGAGAUAUAAAUGAUUCUUCUGAUGCAUUAAAUAAAUGUACAGAAAUUA